AAUGGCAGAAGAAAGUGUAUUUCGGGAUGUGCUGGAAAUCCUGAGGAACGCCUCAAGUGAAAUUGAGCGGGCCUAUAAGGACUCCUGUGAAUUGGUAGAUCUAAACACCUGCCUGCUGCUCAUAGCAGAGUGUUUCAGAUGUCUGAGGAAUGCCUGUGUGGAGUGUGCCAAGAAUCAACAUGUCAUGAGGAACUUAGGCCUCAUCUCCACAUCGGUGCAUUUAAUCAAGUUGCUUGAUGGAAUGAAAACCAAAGAAGAAUUGUUAUUGACCGCUCUUCGUUGUAGUCUCCAGUUUCUUGGAAACAUUGCAGCAGGAAAUGGAGAUUCCCAGAAUAGCAUUUGGAAGUGUGCUUUCCCAGAUCUCUUCUUGACAUGCCUAAUGUACAGUGAUGAGAAAAUAGUUGCCUAUUGUUGUAUGGUCCUGUUCACCUGCCUUGAUUCAGAGAAAGUGAGAGAACUUCUGGAUCCUGGGAACUUGUCUGUGCCUCUUCGUGUCCUGAAAGUCUACAAAGAGGAGUUGGAGUCUGAGUGGUCAGUUACUUUGUUAGAGCUGAUGAUGGCAAAAUUAAGUGAGAAGAACCAGAUUACCAGUGAAGAAAUGAAUGUGUUCAUGAAACAUGCUGACUUCCUUGCAGGCUGUUUCCAAGAGAAAUGUGAAGCUGUGCUCAAGUUAACUUCUGCAGCGGAUGCAGAAGAUGAGGAAGCAUUGGUUACAAUUCGUCUUCUUGACGUUCUUUGUGAAAUGACCUCAAACAACGGACAGCUAGAAGGUCUACAGGCUUUGCCUGGUUUGCUUGAAACAGCCAUAGAUACUCUGAGAUUAACUCAUCUUGCUGGGAAACAGGCUGUAAAUAUUUUCACUGCCACACAUAUGACAGGGCAAGAAGAAAUUUCGCAUCCAGCUGUGGGUUUUAAAUCUCAUCUCAUUCGUUUGAUUGGAAAUUUGUGUUACAAAAAUAAGAAAAACCAAGACAAGGUUUAUGAGUUAGAUGGCAUCCCCUUGAUCCUGGACAACUGCAGCAUUGAUGACAACAACCCUUGUAUCCUUUUCAAAAGAAUUCUAAUUAUUGAAUAUGACUCACAAGAAGAGGUGUGGGGUUUUAAUAUAUUUAUGCCAGCAUUGCUUUCACUUGGCACCUAAGUCUAACUGGCCUCAUGAGUUUCUAGGUUCUAUUUAAGUGCUUGGUUCAAAAGUGAGCAAACUCAUAAAUAUGCUUUCAUGAACUGGAUUCAAAGUAAGUUUGAACUGUGGUUAUAUUCUGUUUCCUAAAAUA
This is a messenger RNA of Athene cunicularia (burrowing owl), 1274 nucleotides long. RefSeq names its product ataxin 10 (gene ATXN10). Gene Ontology annotation, biological process: neuron projection development. The coding region runs from base 2 to 1141 and encodes 379 amino acids. Gene Ontology annotation, cellular component: cytosol. The record is from RefSeq and is a predicted model, not a curated record. Lineage: Eukaryota; Metazoa; Chordata; Aves; Strigiformes; Strigidae. The transcript has 8 exons.